This is a messenger RNA of Cryptomeria japonica (Japanese cedar), 1995 nucleotides long. Its product is annotated as alpha pinene synthase, chloroplastic. Bases 22 to 1896 code for a protein of 624 amino acids. The transcript has 10 exons. Gene Ontology annotation, biological process: diterpenoid biosynthetic process. The record is from RefSeq and is a predicted model, not a curated record. NCBI's taxonomy places the organism in Eukaryota, Viridiplantae, Streptophyta, Pinopsida, Cupressales, Cupressaceae. Gene Ontology annotation, molecular function: magnesium ion binding; terpene synthase activity.
AAUUAUAAAGAGCUACAUAGAAUGGCUUUGCUUUCUGUGUCUCCUUUGGUUUUUCCUAAGUUACUUAGAAAGCCUUAUGCAUCUGAUCAAUCUUCUAUGGUAUUAAAUUCUUGUAGUAAAGAUGCAGUUCAAAGAAAGAAAGCGCUUAGACCUACGAAAAGUAUAAAUGCUAUUUUGAUUACUCAUCAACCAGGCUUAACACGACGUAUAGGCAAUCACCACCCUAAUUUAUGGGACGAUGGUUUCCUUCAGUCACUUGAAAUGCCUUAUGAGGGCCCUCCAUACGUUGAACGCUCCAAGGCACUUGUUAGGGAGGUCAAGGAGAUGUUCAAUGCAGUGUUGACAAAACAAAGUGGAGAUGAUCUCUUCCAAUGCCUCUCCAUGGUAGAUAACGUUGAACGGCUCGGAAUAGAAAGACAUUUCCAAGAGGAGAUAAAACUAACUCUUGAUCAUGUUUACAGGUACUGGAACAAAAAAGGCAUUGCAGCUGGGAGGAAUAGUUCUAUUUCUGAUCUCAAUACUACCGUUUUGGGUUUUCGAAUUUUUCGACUUCAUAGAUACAACGUUUCUUCUGAUGCGUUGGAGAGCUUCAAGGGUAAAGACGGAAAAUUCUUGAAGUCUAGUACUCAAUCAAAAGAGGAAAUACAAAGUAUUAUAAAUUUAUUUCGAGCAUCACUCAUUGCAUUUCCAAAUGAGAAGGUUAUGGAUGAAGCUAAAUCCUUUUCCACUAAAUAUUUAAAACAAGCUCUACAAAAUAUUGAUGAUUCCAAUCUUUCAAGAGAGAUAGAAUUCAAUUUGGAGUAUGGAUGGCACACUAAUGUUCCAAGAUUGGAAGCUAGACAUUAUAUCGAGAUAUACGGAGAGGAUAGUUCAUGGGCUGAAAAGACCAUAAAAGGAAUGCCUCAUUUGAGUAACACAAAAGUUUUAGAGCUAGCAAAGUUGGACUUCAACAUGAUGCAGUGCAUGCAACAACGAGAGCUUCAGAUCCUUUCAAGGUGGUGGGUAGAAUCCGGUUUGUCAAAACUGGAAUUUGCUCGACAUAGACACGUUGAAUACUACUUUUGGGCAGCUGGUGGUGUGAUUGAGCCAAAGUAUUUUGCAUUCAGAAUCGGCUUUGCAAAGUUAUCUGCACUUAUAACAUAUUUGGAUGACAUCUAUGACACAUAUGGAACUUAUGAGGAGCUCCAACUCUUCACUGAAGCCAUUAAAAAAUGGGAUCCAUUGGCCACAGAGGGGCUACCAGAGUAUAUGAAAAUUGCAUAUAUAGCCUUCUAUGAUGGGGUGAAGGACAUGGUUAAAGAAGCCCAAAUCACUCAAGGCCGAGAUACAUUUGACUAUGUUAAAAAUGCUUGGGAAGUUUAUAUUGAUUCAUAUAUGCAAGAAGCAAAGUGGCUUGUUGAAGGCUAUAUACCAACUUUGGAGGAGUAUUUAGAGAAUGGAAAAGUUAGUAGUGGUUCACGUGUGGUGACUUUACAGCCUGUAUUAGCAAUAGACGCAAUUCUUCCAGAAAACAUCUUACCAGAAAUUGAUUAUCCUUCAAAGUUUGAUGAACUUUUAUGCUUAACACUUAGAGUUAAAGGUGAUACAAGAACGUUUGAGGUUGAAGCUGAUCGUGGAGAAAUAGUAUCUUGUAUAACUUGUUAUAUGAGAGACCACCCUGGAUCUACUAAGGAAGAGGCUAUAAAUCAUCUCACGGCCUUAUGUGAUGAACUCCUCAAAGAGUUGAAUUGGGAAUAUUUGAAACCUGAUAAUGUUCCACCCAUUAGCAAAGAUUGUGCUUAUGCAGUGUCCCGAGGUUUACAACUUCUCUAUAAAGAGAGAGAUGGAUUUAGUGUUGCUAGCAAAGAUACAAAGAAUCAUAUCAUCAAAACCAUGAUUGAACCUUUUCCAAUAUGAUUCAUAUUCCCUUCAUAUGUAUGUUUUAAGAAUAUGUAACCUCUAUUGUAUGAGGAAUAUUAAAUAAAUAUAUUAUAUUAAGCUCAAGUUAGAAUGAAA